AGACCAUCCACUGAUCAGGCACCAACGCAGGACACUAUGGCUUUUGGGAGCCAGUCAGACCCCAACCAUGCCGCCGAUGUCAUGGCGGAAGCAUUGGGUCUUUUGAGUCGCGUGGUGGAGCAUUUUCGUGACAAGGAUGAAAACGAGGCGGCGAAUGGAAUGGCUCGCGACGCCCAUUCGAUGCUCAAUACCUUCAAUCAAACCACAGCACCAUGGGACAUUGGCCGAUUCCAUAUGCACUCGACAACUCCUGCUCCUCCGGCCUCGCCCAAUGCUAGUCGACCCAUCAUGUCUCCCUCCUCCAGACCCGUUGCUUCAUCUUGGGCCGCAGUGGCUGCUACGGAUGUAUCCUCCAACAACCGGCUGGUCAAGUUUCGUCCCUGCGACGGCUUGAAACGUCAUGUUGCAGAGGAGAAUGUCCCGAUGUCUCCGGCCAAAGAUGAAGACAUGAGAUGUGUAUGGAUCUAUGGUUGGAGCAGGACCCGACAUCUGCAAAAUGCCACAGAUCGCAUCUCGAUUGGUGCCAUUUUCUCCAUUUGUUUUGUGCCCGAGCAUGAAGCCGUGUGUAUCAUCUUCCAAUACGCCACGUCGGCCAUGCUCCUGAUCGAAGAGGACAUGCGGUCACAACGUGACUUGGGGGUAGGUCUGUUUGGUCCUGGGAGUGAGGUCAAGAUCGGAGGGCCAUAUAAGGAGUCGGUUGAUCUUCAACGCAUGGUGACCCCAGUCAAUGAACGACGACGCCUAACCUUUGCCCGCCAACAGCUCUUCACCAAUGGUCUAACCAAGGAUCGCUUCGUCAAAGACCUCGUCGCCAUUGUGGGCGAUCACAACGUCAUCCUGGUGUGGUUGUUCAACACGGGAAAUGCUACGGUCGUCUUCUCCGCCACCGUCAUUGCCCGCCGGGUCCGCGACGAAUUCCUUCAAUUGGCCCGAGAGUGUGGUCCGUACCAGGAUGUGUCUGUGGGCUUCUCGCACGACCCCUGCGAGCGGCCGAUGAACCUCAUCACUCAGAUCCCCUAUCCAAGCUCGGGUGCGACUCAAAGAGAGCGCAGUGACAGUGCCAAGUCCAUGUCGAAUGGUGGUCGAGGAUACAAUCCCACGGCAGCAAAGUUUGUGCCUAGUGCUACCGUCCGCCCCAGAAAGGGCACUGACAGUGAUGGUUGGCAGACAGUCCAGAGGAAGCGUUGACCAUUUCGCUCCAAGCCGCCCUCGACCCCAGCAUCCCUCGAGGGACGUUUCAUACCCUCGAUACAGGUGAGAAUUGACCAGCAAGCAUACUACGCGAAGCGAUGAGCAGAUCAUGGUGGAAUGAGGGUCGACAUUGACUUUGCAUGGCCGGAACACGCUUUAUUGCCACAACAACGAUGCAAUGGAUUCGGUCACGAUAGCACGGCGUAUAUGUCACAGGUGGACGAAUGGAGAGAUUGAUGGAUACGACAAUGAAAGGCAUUAAGGCCAGCUAAGAGUCAGAUAUCCGCUGGCCUCGGCGUGAAAGCACGAUUGCAUACAGAUACAGGAAUCAUAGCGAUGCCGUCCCAGCCGGCAGCAUAGGGCUUAGGUAGCUCAUGUCAAGUCUGCCAAUGACAGCAUGCAGGAGUGUGUAGAUGAAUGAUCUUCCCACUAUCAG
This is a messenger RNA of Exophiala mesophila, 1627 nucleotides long. RefSeq lists its product as uncharacterized. The transcript has 3 exons. The coding region runs from base 37 to 1188 and encodes 383 amino acids. NCBI's taxonomy places the organism in Eukaryota, Fungi, Ascomycota, Eurotiomycetes, Chaetothyriales, Herpotrichiellaceae. The record is from RefSeq and is a predicted model, not a curated record.